Molecule: messenger RNA, 1569 nt
Organism: Seminavis robusta
Lineage: Eukaryota; Bacillariophyta; Bacillariophyceae; Naviculales; Naviculaceae
Source: the annotation of a GenBank genome assembly
AUGGGAAAUCAGGUCGGCACCAUGGAGAUUCAGUUGGAGGGAGAGCGACCCGGUGGAAGAGAGAAGUACUUUCAAGCAGGGUCUGAUAUACGUGGCCGAAUUGUUGCCAAGAUGAACUCACAAACGGCAAUGCAUUUCCAGGGCAAUCUCAAGUUACAUUUCUUUGGAGAGGAGCUUGCCAUCAUUGGCAGUGGAAACAUCACGGGCGCGCCGUCCUCAUUUGAGGAACGUCAAAUUGGUUUAGGGUCGGAAUACCAGUCCAGAAAUGGUUGCUCUAUUACCUACUACUUGAGGGUCCUGCAAGAUGGAAAGAUCCUGUCCCAGAGAACUGUAGUAGGAAGAGGCAGCCCCAAGCCUCAAGAACUCAUCCCCGCAAGGAUAUCGCCACAGCUGCAUCAUGUUAGUGGAUUCUUUGGCCUGAAGGGCGGAUCUCUUCGCAUCACCGCCCGGAUUCCAGAUGUUCAUAUAGGACGAGGCAAAGCCUUGCAAGUAUUCAUCGCCUGCACCAAUCGAAGUGGAGUCACUAUUCAAUCCGUUCAAAUCAAACUCAAGGAAGUCGUCUCAUGGAGAGCCCCCCCUCAUGUACUCUCUGAAAACCGUGCCAGAGAAAAGAAAGUCAAAAUCACUCGCCUCCAUAUUAACGAUAUUGAUCUGCCAGGAAUCCAGAAGCAGUCUCGCAACUCAAUGCCGUCUCUCGACAUUAUUGACGAGAUCUACCAGCUUCUGCAAAAAGAAGAGAAUAGGGAAAUUGUAAUGGUCCCAAAAGGCUGUCGCGAAAGCUACAAGAGAGGCAAGGUGGUCACUGUAUCCCACUACUUGUCUAUCACGUUUGUUUGCGCAGGGAAAAAUGCCAAGAUCAAAAUCCCAGUGACAGUCGCUGACGAGAUGCAACCAGGACACUUGAAUCCUCCUCACACUCCCCCCACCGACAUUGUGACUGUCGCUCCAUCGAGAAACAGUCCUACUGUAGCGGCCAGUGCGCCACCCACGGUGGUAGCCACUGCCAUUAGUGCUGGACAGCAAGGAACAUCAUCGCUCAACAUUCUUCAAGCAACUGCAGUCCCAUCCACUCCAAGGGCUUCUGCACCUCCUGCGCUUGCCACGGCCCUAUCCACUGAAUCCAUUGACUUUGAUGUACCUUUGGCGCAGGUCUUGUUGAUACCCAGCGAUACUGACUCCUUUCGAGCACCAUCGGUAACAGCCCCCCUCACGGCUAUGAGACUGGGAGGAGAUGUGAUCGUGUUGGAAAACUAUUCCAGCGAUGCCGAUAGUCAGGACGGUGACUUUGUCGCUGAAGAAUCUUCCCCAGAUGUCUCAUGGGAAGGGUUAAGGAGAGAACUCCAUCGUUCCCUCGAAGACUACACGCUGCUGGUACAAAAAGCAACUGACCCACAAUGGAUCCCUUUUCUUGCCUCUCUCACACCCGAACAAUACGCCACUGUGAUUCUGCUAACCGAUGUCGAACCCGAUCAAAUCAAAGUGGCCGAGCUGCUGGCUCGUCACAUCAAAACCCACAACCCCAACCGGUGUUUACAUGUGAGCACGCAAUUGCAGGUUUCGAAAGUGUAG